Canis lupus familiaris (dog) is the source of this 8935-nucleotide messenger RNA. RefSeq names its product FYVE, RhoGEF and PH domain containing 6 (gene FGD6). Gene Ontology annotation, molecular function: guanyl-nucleotide exchange factor activity; metal ion binding. The coding region runs from base 190 to 4461 and encodes 1423 amino acids. The record is from RefSeq and is a predicted model, not a curated record. Gene Ontology annotation, cellular component: cytoplasm. The transcript has 21 exons. Gene Ontology annotation, biological process: regulation of GTPase activity. NCBI's taxonomy places the organism in Eukaryota, Metazoa, Chordata, Mammalia, Carnivora, Canidae.
CGGGAGCGUCGCCGGGCCCCGGGAGCCGGCCGCGUCCUUUGUGCGGCGCUCCAGCUGCGCCGCGGGGCCGCGGGACGGAAUGCGGGCGCCGUGGAGGCUUUUCUCUUCUGCCCAAACUCUUGAAACAAUGGACUGUAAGAGGAGCAGGGAUUGAAGGGGCGAGCGGGGAAGCGAGCUGCGCGGGGAAUCAUGACUUCUGCCGCCGAGAUUAAGAAGCCACCAGUGGCCCCCAAGCCAAAGUUUGUGGUAGCAAAUAAGCCAGCUCCACCUCCUGUUGCACCUAAACCCGAUAUUGUAAUUUCUGGUGUUCCACAGCCAACAAAGAAAACCAAACCAGCAAUAGCCCCAAAACCAAAAGUUCUGAAGGGCUCAUCUGUUAGAGACAUCGGGCAGUCACCAUCAAGGAAAAUCAUUGUGAACCUUGAAGAGCACAAACAGGAAUUACCUGAAAAUGCUGACAACUCUAAUUGUAAAAAUGUAGGGCAUCAGAGCAGUGAUUACAUUCUACCAGUGUGUUCCUGCAAUUCUCAGUGUAUCCAUAAACUUGGGAAUAGAGAGAGUUUGUUUGGAAAGCAACUUAUCUUAGAGCCCCUGGAAAUGCAUGAAAAUUUAGAAAAUAGUAAAAUUGAUGAGUCCUCUUCAGCUAUAAAAACAAGGAGUAAAUGUGAUUCUAACGUUGAAAACAUCAAGACCCAGACUGGAGUAGUUUUAAAGGCAAACAUCCUAGAAGAGAAGCUCAAAGAUGUUUUAACACAACGAACAUCACCUUUUAUUUCUCUACAGAAGCACAGAUCCACAGACAACCCAGAAAUGAAUGAUGGCUAUAAUUCCAACAGACAAUUCAGAAUUGAGUUUGCAGAUUUGUCACCUUCCCUGUCCAGCUUUGAAAAAGUUCCUGAUCAUCACCGUUGCCACCUACAGCUACCUAAUGAUGAAACUUAUCAGCAUACCAGUGAAAAAAGUAAUACCUGCUUUCAUUCAUCUGAACAAGAAACUCUGGAAAAUGAUGGUAAAAGGAGUACUUUUCUACCUUCAGGUGGUGUUAGUAAGAAAUCAGAAGUCAAAGACCUUGGUCCCUUAGAAAUUCACUUAGUACCAUAUACCCCCAAAUUUCCAACCCCCAAGCCCAGAAAGACACGGGCUGCUCGUCUAUUACGUCAAAAGUACAUAGAUGUUCCUAGUGAAAGUACUGAAGAACCAGGGAAUUUAGACAGUAACUCUUCUUGUCUUUUAGAUGCUGCUUUGAAAAACAAUAAAAUCAGUAUUCUUCAUCAGAAUGUUUUGUGUAACCAGGAACGGGUGGACAAAGUGAAGCCAGGAAAUAAAGGUGAAUUGAAUGUGGACUCCAAUGGAGACAGACAACAUUUAGUCAAUCCACAGAAAGCUAUGCAUCAUGAAACAUCUUCCUUUGAAAAAAUGGAAACUGAUUCUAAUUUAUGUUCUGACAGCAAGACAGUAGAUGGUUCUAGUAUGUCACUUGCUGUGGACAAAGGGACCAAUUUUAUAAGAUGCAGUACUUUAUCUAUGAGCCUGCCUAAGCAACUCAAAUUAACCUGCAAUGAACAUUUGCCUACCACCUGUAACCUGGGAGUGUCUGCCUCUCAAAUGCAAAAGGAAUCUACAAUAAAAGGUGAAAGUUCCUCAAGAAUUGUCCCCAAAAAACCUCAGAGACACAGCUUGCCUGCUGCAGGAGUUCUUAAAAAGGCUGCCUCAGAGGAGCUUGUGGAGAAAAGUUCUUACCCCUCAAAUGAAGAAAAUAAUUCAGAGAAGGGUCUAGAAAGAAAUCACCUUCAGCAUUUGUGUGCCCAAAACCUCAAUAUGUCGUCCUCCUUUGAUAUGCCUAAACGGGCUUCAGAAAAGCCAGUGUGGAAAUUACCUCAUCCUAUUUUACCCUUUUCAGGGAACCCGGAAUCCUUAAAGUCUGUCACAAUAUCAUCAAAUAGUGAGCUUUCAACUGCCAUGACUAAGCCUAGAGCAAAAUCAUUAUCUGCUAUGGAUGCAGAAAGGUGCACUAAGCCUUGCAAAGACACUCAAAAGAAAAACUCUUUAAAGAAGUUGCUCAACAUGAAACUGUCCAUCUGUUUCAUGAAGAGUGACUUCCAGAAAUUUUGGUUCAAGAAUAGCCAGCUUGGAGACACAACCACAGGCAGUCUCUCAGGUGGGGAGAAGAAAGGAAUUGAAAGUGAUUGGCAUGGCAUGUUGGUAGAAGAGAAGAGAAGUAAGCCCAUCAAGGCAUAUUCUGCAGAUAACUACAGCCUCGAAUCCCAAAAGAAGAGGAAGUCUCGGGGCCACACGAGUGCAGCUAAUGGACCAAGAGCUGAGUCUUUGGAUGAUCAAAUGCUUUCCAGGGAAUCAUCAUCUCAGGGGCCUUGCAAAUCUACUACAAGUGGCUGUGCACCAGAGUAUGAAAAUGUACGCCAUUAUGAGGAAAUACCAGAGUAUGAGAACUUGCCAUUUAUUAUGGCCAUAGGGAAAACUCCCGAGUUAGAAAGGCAGAAUUCCAGAAGCAUGGAGGACAACGAUGCAAAUGUGUAUGAGGUAGAAGAGCCAUAUGAAGCUCCAGAUGGCCAGCUGCAACUUGGACCCAGACAUCAGCAUUCCAGCAGUUCUGGAGCAUCCCAGGAAGGACACAAUGAUCUUGGUCUUGGUCUUGGUGAACUUCCUUCAGAUGAGGAAGAAGACAUCAACAGUUCUGAUGAAGACGAUGUCAGCUCUGACUCUAGUAAAGGGGACCCUGACCUAGGAGACAAACAGGAUGAAGAUACUGGAAUGAAAAGUAAAGUCCAUCAUAUUGCCAAGGAGAUCAUGAGCUCAGAGAAAGUCUUUGUGGAUGUGUUAAAACUUUUGCACAUUGAUUUUCGAGACGCAGUGGCUCAUGCUUCCAGGCAACUUGGGAAACCAGUUAUUGAGGACCGGAUCCUAAAUCAGAUCCUGUACUACUUGCCUCAGCUGUAUGAGCUUAACCGGGAUCUCCUGAAGGAACUGGAGGAAAGGAUGUCAAACUGGACUGAACAACAUAGAAUUGCUGAUAUCUUUGUAAAGAAGGGACCAUAUCUAAAAAUGUAUUCCACAUACAUCAAAGAAUUUGAUAAAAAUAUAGCUUUGCUGGAUGAGCAGUGCAAGAAGAACCCAGCUUUUGCUGCUGUCGUUAGAGAUUUUGAGAUGAGCCCACGCUGUGCUAAUCUGGCCCUCAAGCACUACCUGCUAAAGCCAGUUCAGAGGAUCCCCCAGUACCGGCUGCUGCUGACAGAUUACUUGAAAAAUCUUCUAGAGGACUCUGGAGAUUACAGAGACACUCAAGAUGCCCUUGCUGUCGUUAUAGAGGUAGCCAACCAUGCCAAUGACACUAUGAAGCAAGGAGACAACUUUCAGAAGCUUAUGCAGAUUCAGUACAGCUUAAAUGGACACCAUGAAAUAGUGCAGCCUGGACGGGUUUUUCUUAAAGAAGGAACUCUGAUGAAGCUGUCACGGAAAGUCAUGCAGCCCCGAGUGUUUUUCCUGUUUAACGAUGCCCUGUUGUAUACAACACCGGUGCAGUCCGGGAUGUAUAAACUGAACAACAUGCUCUCAUUGGCUGGAAUGAAGGUCAGAAAACCUACCCAAGAAGCAUAUCAGAAUGAACUAAAGAUUGAAAGUGUAGAACGUUCCUUUAUCCUCUCAGCCAGUUCUGCCACUGAAAGGGAUGAAUGGCUAGAAGCGAUUUCCAGGUCAAUAGAAGAGUAUGCCAAAAAAAGAAUCACAUUCUGUCCUAGUAGGAGUCUUGAUGAGGCUGACUCAGAAAAUAAAGAGGAAGUUAGUCCUCUUGGAUCAAAGGCUCCCAUCUGGAUCCCUGAUACCCGAGCCACAAUGUGUAUGAUCUGCACCAGUGAAUUCACUCUGACGUGGAGACGACACCACUGCCGGGCCUGCGGGAAGAUUGUAUGCCAAGCUUGUUCAUCAAAUAAGUAUGGUUUAGAUUACCUGAAAAAUCAACCAGCAAGAGUAUGUGAACAUUGUUUCCAAGAACUGCAGAAACUAGAUCACCAGCAUUCACCUAAGAUUGGAUCUCCUGGAAAUCACAAAUCUCCUUCAAGUACUUUGUCAUCAGUUUUACACAGUAUUCCAUCAGGGAGGAAACAGAAAAAAAUCCCAGCUGCUCUCAAAGAAGUAUCAGCAAACACAGAAGAUUCUUCCAUGAGUGGCUACUUGUACAGAUCAAAAGGCAAUAAAAAACCUUGGAAACACUUGUGGUUUGUCAUAAAAAAUAAAGUGCUAUAUACAUAUGCUGCAAGUGAGGACGUGGCAGCUUUGGAGAGUCAGCCUUUACUAGGAUUCACUGUCACUCAAGUCAAAGACGAGAAUUCAGAGUCUAGAGUGUUUCAGUUACUACACAAAAACAUGUUAUUUUAUGUGUUCAAAGCAGAUGAUGCUCACUCAGCUCAGAAGUGGAUAGAAGCAUUUCAGGAAGGCACAAUAUUGUAGUGAUGUUGGUUUUAUCCCUUCUGUGAUUCCAAAUGGGUGGAAUUUCAUCAGGAUGGAGUAAAUGCAGGACAGAAAUUUUAUAUAAAUAAACACUGCCAAGAUAAAUCCAGCCAAAAUCUUCAUCAAAUAUUAGUAAUUAUUUUGUUAGGUAUAAGAUAAUUUUUUAAUGUUUGUUUUUUCAUGUAUGUUAUUUAUUAAAAUUUUGAUGUUUACUUAAUGGUCAGAAUUAUUUCUGAGACUCACACUGAACUCUAAUGUACCUUUUCUUUAGAAACCAGAAAACUUAAUAUUGGAUACUGUAUUAACUUUGUGACACAGAUUUCUCAAUGUGUUUUCUCAAUGUGCUUUAUCAUGUUACAUUGUAACAUUCCUAGUUGAGGUAAGUCUUUGUAAAUAAAAAACACAUCAAGGAGCAACUUUCCAUGCAGUAUUUGGUUUAGAAAUUACUAUAAAACUGCUGAUGCGAAAAAUAUAUGUUUUUGAAUCAAUAAACUUAGAUGAAUUUUUUUUAUCUUUUAAUGGAAAAACACACGGCCAACUCCUACCUCAGUAACUGUGAAAUGAAAUUCCAGUAAAUUGUCUAGAGUAUUUCUGUUGUACCUCUUUUGGCAUGAGAUAAUGUUACAUCAUCAAGGCAUCACAGCAAAGGGAUAGAAUGUGAAAAUUUUCAUUGAGCUAUGAGUAGAAAAGAGAAUGUUUUCAUUUGCAGAGGAACACAACUGUAUGGUCUUUAUAUUAAAGUCUAAUCCUUUUUUUAAAGCUGCCAGUUCAACACAAACAUAAAUGUAUUUUUAAAACAAAAUAUAACAAGCAUUAUAUUACACAAUACCCUUUGCUAUUCUAAGUUCUCUGAGCCCAACUCAGUGUGGUGUUUGUAUCUAGAAAGAAUGUUCCUUUCCUAUAAUACUGUGCUUUAAAAAAUGAACUGGAAUUACCAUACCAAAAAAGCACAGAUUCUAAGCCAGUGUUCACUGAAACUGUAUCCAUUUUUUAAAGGUUAUUUAAUACUACUUUGUGUUAUGUCCUCCCUGAUAAAUAAAACAAAUCCUUUAUUUCCUUAACCAGUUGCCAAAUGCACCUCAUUAGGAAAAAUUUAUAUUCAUAAUUCUGGUGCACUUACUAUGUGAACUGCUUUGUACACAAAAUUAUUGAUGAGUAGAAGAAAAAUGAAAUUCACAGUAUGAUUAAAGUCAUUCUUGAUGCUCAUAAUAUACAUAUAUUGACUGAGCUUAAACUAAAUAUAAAUUAUAUUAAAAGGCAAGGUCAUCCAUAGAAUAUUUCACAAAAGGGCACAAGGAUUUUCCUUUCUGCUUUUAUAUAAAGUAUUUCCUAAUUCACUGUGAUACUUACCAUUGCCAAAAGAAUUACUGAGUGCCUUUCUGAAGCCUUUUGAAUGUUGUCUGUUGCAGCACCAGAGCCUCUACUAAAUUGAGAGUUGUCUGCUAUAGUUUUUUUCUGGCUCUUUCUUGCUGUGGGAUCAUUUUAAACUGUUGCACCCUCACAUGCAAUCCUCACAUGCUCUCUCCCCAUUCUUUCUGUCCAUAAUAGGCAAACUAAUACGUCUUUGCAGCUCACUAAUUUUAAUCAAGAGAAGCAUAAAUAAGGCUUCCAUGUUAAAAAUCCUUGUAGUUUUUAGUGUAUCCUUUCUGGAGACCAAGAUUGUACCUUAUAAAGUGUUUCCUUCUGUUUCUUUGGAUCUAGCAUUUUGCCAAUGACAAGUUAUUUGGAGUUUUGCCCCCUUCCUCUUGAGCUCUCAGUCUUCUGAAUGUAAGGUUUGGCUUAAACCUCAGAAUCUAAAAAAAUAUCAGCUAGGCUAUUUUGUCUUCCAACAGCUGGCUAAAUCAAGAGCCAUUUAUAAAUCUAAAUAGAAACAGCAUUGCACAAACUUCUAUUAAUAUAGUUAUAUGUGAAACACCUGUAUGACUGUACUGGCUACUGGCUUCACUCCAUGAGGGGGUUUUGAAAAUACACAUACAGUUGUUUGAGGAAACUAUCAGAUUACCAUCCACCCCCCCCCAAAAAAAAAUGUUUUAAAUGUGGAAUAGUGUUAUAUUCCCUUUUCCCCCUUACCAAUCCUUCAUAACUUACUAAAGCUGAUCAACUAUUUAUUUAACCUCUCAGUUAAUGUCAACUGAGAACCUAAUAAUAUACUUUUAUUGUAAAGUUACUUUAAAAAGUAAAUCUCUUGAGAGGUAACAUUUUAGAGGGGGGAAAUGGUAUUAUUGGGUACAUUGGGAGAGGAAGGGGGAUGAGCAGAGGGAGAGGAAGAAUCUUAAGCAGAUUCCCUACUGAGUGCAGAGCCCAACACGGGGCUCAAUCUCAUGAUCCUGAGAUCAUGACCUGAGCCAAAAUCAAGAGUCAGACACUUAACAUAGUACCCGAAUGCCAAGAAUAUUGUAUUUAUUGUAUUAUUAUGCUGAUGCAUGUGUUUCCAUCACACUUCAGGUUUCUCCUUGUAUUCAUAAGGAGGAGAAAGAGCAGUUGUAAAGCUAAGCAAAAGGCACUAAAAAUAACCUUGAUAAGAGAUGCCAAGUUAAACUAGGGGAUGCCUGGCAUUCUUUGUGCCCCCCUGCCCCCCCAUCUAGGGUCCUCAUAGUAAAUGUAGAGGAUCAAGCAGAGUCCUAGAAAAAUGAGAAAGGUUAUCUUAGGCAUCAUCCCACAUAUCCAAACCUCUCUCCAACCUCUUCCCCUGUUCUCUAAUGUACCCAGUAUGAUCUUAUUAUCGUUUGCCCAAGAUCCUUAAUUCUCUUCAACCAAAAGCUUGAUGCUUUUGAGUAUGUAGUAACAUUCCUUAAAAUGAGAUCAGAGCAACUUUAAUAUAAAGCAGUAAUGAAACAAGUAAGUGAAGAAGAUAACUUUAAAGUGUAGUUUUGUUAGCCAGAUGCUGGCUGUUUCUCCAGAAAUAGAGAAAGCCUGUAUUUAGUAAUUUAGUUAAAAUGUAAAUGUUAUCACAGCAUAUGUUUAUCGGUCUUGGAGUAUGCAUCCAUUUGUACUCUCAUUUUUGAAGUUUGAGAUCCACUGUAGUCAAAUGUAGUCACUAGGAUUUCCAGAGAGGUAAAUCCUUUUUCCUUUGUUAUACAGUACAUGCCUUAAAGGCAAAUACUUGUAUCUGUGUCUCACAAAAUACCUAGCCUGUGUCUUUUAAGAGAAAAUCAUUGUUGAAAUGCAUAGAAGGUGUCGACAGGAUUCAUGUCAUCUACAACUCAAACACAGCCCCCCACAUGCCCUCAUUGUAACUCCGAUCUUAGACCUACUCUUUUCCUGCAAGGCCAUAUUUGCAACUACCUGUUGGACAUCUACGUGAGUCCUCCUUAAGCAUUUUAAACUUUACAUGACCACUUUCUGUUCAUUCAGAUCUGUUUAUUUUCUUCUGUGUUGGAAAAACAGCAGUCUAGGCUCCAGAAUCUGCCUCCAAGUCUCAACAAGACCCUCUGCUAUUGCUCUUGUAUGUGUUCCAUCUUCAUUCCUGUUACUGCACAGCCCCUGGCUCAAGUCCUUGUUACCUCUUCCCAAUAAUUAGAAUAACUUUUCUUCCAAUUUCAAUGCCUUCUUUGCAGUCUUUUUAUUUUUUUUUUCACAGUCUUAUUUUAAACACUGCCAGAGCUAUCUUAUACAUGCUAACCUAGUUUCAUCCCUGCUCUUUGCAGCCUCCGCUGCCUUCCCAGUGGCUUGGUAUGGAAUACUUUUCCUCAGGUAUCACACACUCCAACUAAGCCCACCCCAACUUUUCUCUCUUCACAUGGUUUUCUUCUUUGUUCUCACCUUCUUUCCAACUCAUUUCUGCCUGUGUAUCCAAGACUUCUGUGACAGUUGGUCCUAGUCUUUCUCUCCCCUAUUCCUCCUCUCUUAUUCCUGUAGACCAAAUCUAGUCCCUCCUUUCUCUGUGUCUCCAUCAUCGUUAGCUAGAAAACACACUUUCUUCUGGUGCCUAUCACAUUCUGUCCUUGAGAAUCUGAGCCUCCUCCUCAGCAUCUGGCAGAGUACCUUGUAUGCUAUGGACACUCACUAUUUGGCAAAUUAAGUUACUCCAAAUGGAUUCCUUCUGAUUUUUAUUUUUUUAAGUGCCUUCCAUGUACAAAUAUUCUGGAGCCUAUGCCACAUUUACUAUUCUCUAAAGGAAAAUCUUACCUAUGACUUUCCUUUUUAAGCAAAGAUAAUUUCCAGUAGGAUUUAAUUUUAAGAAAAAAUGAGUAGGAAAUUUCCAAAAAGCCUCAAUAGCAAGUCCCUUAGUUGUGGGGAGAGAUGAAAAAGGGCAACUCUCUUUUAUAUGAGUUGGUCAUAGCAUGUUAAGAACCAGUCUUGAAAUACUAUAUAUAUAUAUUUUAAUGACAUGAAUUUCUAGAAACACUUUUGACCUAAAAUGAUAAUACUUUGUAUCUUAUUGUCCAUAUAUAGAUCCUUUAUAAAUAAACCAAGUAUUGUAAAUAAUGUCAAUAUGUAUUAUAUUUAUAAAAAAUAAAUUUACUGUAUCUAC